CGAGAUGUAUCGCAAUGCGAGCAUCGGCGGAACGCUCGCAGAUACGCUCGACGAUCUUAUCAGCAGUCGUCGUAUCGAGCCUCAGCUUGCCAUCAAGAUUAUGACCAACUUUGAUCAGGUCAUCGCCCAAGUGCUCGGUGAGAAGGUCAAGGCAAGAAUGAGCUUCAAGGGUCAUCUUGAUACCUACCGUUUCUGUGACGACGUUUGGACCUUCAUUCUCAAGGAUGUCAAGUUCAAGCUCGACAACUCUUCGACGAUCGAGGUUGAGAAGGUCAGAAUCGUCAGCUUGCUGAACGCCAACUCUCCUCACAACACUGGAAAGAAGUAGCACUCUGGAAGCAGGCUGCCAACCGGCAUGAUGACAUUUGAUAUUUGGGAUCACGGCGUACAAGGCGCAUCAGAGGGAUGCUGAGGAAUCAUAAUUCAUACCCAAUUUCAGACAGAGACGAUCAAAUUGAAGACAGACAUUAUCACUCACCA
This is a messenger RNA of Aureobasidium pullulans EXF-150, 480 nucleotides long. RefSeq names its product transcription initiation factor IIA, gamma subunit. The record is from RefSeq and is a predicted model, not a curated record. Gene Ontology annotation, molecular function: TBP-class protein binding; RNA polymerase II general transcription initiation factor activity. Gene Ontology annotation, biological process: transcription initiation at RNA polymerase II promoter; RNA polymerase II preinitiation complex assembly. The coding region runs from base 5 to 328 and encodes 107 amino acids. Lineage: Eukaryota; Fungi; Ascomycota; Dothideomycetes; Dothideales; Saccotheciaceae. Gene Ontology annotation, cellular component: transcription factor TFIIA complex. The transcript has 3 exons.